GGGAACGCCGGGAAUUCGCACGCACGGCCCCGAGGAGGAGCCCAGCUGGGGAAACCCUCCCCGCCCCGAGUGUCCUACAUCUUCCAGAGGGGGGAACAGCAGCGCCGCUGGAUUUACGCGGAUUUAUUUGAUUUAUUUGAUUUUUUUUUUUUGUUCCCCCUCUCUUCCCACGCAGCAAUUCUCUCUCCCGGCGCCGCUCGCAGCCCGGCGGGGAGUGGGAGGAAGGGGAUGCUCGGAGGAUUUGGGAAAAUCCGGAGCAUUUCCAGCCAUGCUCCAGCGGAGCUGCUCGGUCUCUGCGUGAGCUGCUGAGGCGGCUCCGGAGCCGCAGGAUUGAUGGAGAGGCGCUGAAAGCACCAACCCCUUCCCGGCGGCCACCAUGGAGCCGCCCAGCACCAAAGACUUCCAGUGGAAGUCUCUGGCGCCGCUGCCCAGCCGCAGGGUUUACUCCACGCUGGUGGAGGCGGGCGGGCAGGUGUUCGCCGUGGGCGGCUGCGAUGACAACGGCGUCGCCGUGGACUCCUUCGAGGUCUACUCGCCCGAGGCCGACCAGUGGGCAGCGCUGCCCGCCAUGCCCACGGCCAGGGCCGGCGUGGCCGUCACUGUGCUGGGCAAGAGGAUCAUGGUGAUCGGCGGCGUGGGCGCCAACCAGCUGCCGCUGAAGGUGGUGGAGAUGUACAACACGGACGAGGGGCGCUGGAGGAAGCGCAGCUCACUCCGUGAGGCGGCCAUGGGCAUCUCGGUGGCGGCCAAAGACUACAGGGUGUACGCAGCGGGCGGGAUGGGCUCGGACCUGCGGCCCCACAACUUCCUGCAGCACUAUGACGUGCUCAAGGACAUCUGGGUGUCCCUGGCUGCCAUGCCCACCCCCCGCUACGCGGCCACGUCCAUCCUGAGGGGCACCAAGAUCUACGUGCUGGGUAAGGAGCAGCCCUGCCUCCUCCUCUCUUCCUUCUCCUUCCUUCUCCAUCCUUUCUCCUUCUUCUUCUUUCCCAACAUCCCCACCAAAAGAGCCUUCUCCCUCCUUUCCCAUUCCGACUCUCCACUCCAAUUCCCUGGGGGUUGGGUCCAGGGCUGGGUUUACCGCCAGCCCAAGUUGGUGGGUGAUCCCACAACCACAGCGUGUCCUGUCCCUCCAGGUGGGUGGAUGAAGAUGGAGCGCUCCUGCUACCUGAAGAAAAGGCGAGCAGACUUCGUGGCCGGCUACCUGCGAGGCAGAGUUGUGGUGGCUGGGGGCCUGGGGAAUCAGCCGACCGUGCUGGAGUCAGCAGAGGCUUUCCACCCCGAGAAGAACAAGUGGGAGAGCCUCCCCCCCAUGCCCACCCCGCGCUGCGCCUGCUCCAGCAUCGUGCUGAGGGACUGCCUGCUGGCCGUGGGGGGCGUCAGCCAGGGGCUCAGCACGGCCGUGGAGGCCCUGUGCCUCUCUGACUCCUGAUUGGAACAUAUCUGAACGAGAAUCCCACCUGGAACAGGGUCCUGUGCCUCUCUGACUCCUGAUUGGAACCCAUCUGAGUGGGGAUCCCACCUGGAACAGGGCCCUGUGCCUCUCUGACUCCUGAUUGGAACCCAUCUGAGUGGGGAUCCCACCUGGAACAGGGCCCUGUGCCUCUCUGACUCCUGAUUGGAACC
This is a messenger RNA of Camarhynchus parvulus, 1626 nucleotides long. RefSeq names its product kelch domain containing 8A (gene KLHDC8A). The record is from RefSeq and is a predicted model, not a curated record. The coding region runs from base 377 to 1432 and encodes 351 amino acids. Gene Ontology annotation, molecular function: protein binding. The transcript has 8 exons. Lineage: Eukaryota; Metazoa; Chordata; Aves; Passeriformes; Thraupidae.